This is a messenger RNA of Spinacia oleracea (spinach), 1633 nucleotides long. RefSeq lists its product as uncharacterized. The transcript has 2 exons. The record is from RefSeq and is a predicted model, not a curated record. Bases 265 to 1275 code for a protein of 336 amino acids. Lineage: Eukaryota; Viridiplantae; Streptophyta; Magnoliopsida; Caryophyllales; Amaranthaceae.
CCAACCAAAAUGUAAAUUAAGCGUUAUCCAUAAAGUAGGAGAAUUUUAUAUACAAAAAUAUUUAAAUUUCUCAAACAUCAAUUUGCGAUAAAUAUUAGAGAGGAAAUAGGAAGAUCUUUUAUUAUCUCCAAUUUAUCAUUUUACCUUUCUCAAUUGACCAAGGAAAGAAAAUUCUUAAGAGAGGAGUUAUUACUUAUUUCCAUUCUGUCUUUCUCAACUUCAAAUACCAAUUAUUUGAUCACAGUUUAAUGAAAGUUAAGAAAAAUGGGUUGUGGUAAAUCAAAACAUGCAGUUGCCACCACAGAGUCGUUUUCGUCUCGCAAGAAACUAAAAGCAAGCAGUAGCAAGAAGGUUCAAAAUGUGGAAGAACUAUGUGACACAAAAGCGACAAACGUAAAUGAGAAUAGCAACAAAAGUUGUAGGGAGACAUUGAAAGUUGAUACAGAGCAAGAAAUUGGGAUGAAUGCAAAUCAAGAAGAAAUUCUAACCACAAAAGGGAAACAAAUCAAUAUUUUCAUAAGUAAUUCAAAGUUGGAUUCACCAAUUGAAUUAAAAGAAAAACCCGAAAAUAAAGAUAUAUUGGUUUCUGAAAAAGUGGUUCCAAAUAGAGAAAGUGAAGGAAAUGAUAUAGAAUUAUCUAUGGGAUCUCACGAAGAAAAAUUGAUUGCUAAUGAGAUAAAGACUAAUAAGAAUUUGUCACCACAACAUGAAUCCAUUCAGAUAUUUCCUUCAAAUGAAGAAGAGAAGCAUGAUAUCAUUGUUGAUAAUGAGUUGAAUAACAACACAAAAGUAGAUGGUAAUCUAUCCCCACAACAUGAAUACAUUGUUAAGAUUGUUUCAGACGAAGAAGAGAAGGAAGAUAAGUCUAUUGAUGCAGACAAUGAGUUAAACAACAAAAAAGAGUGUAAAAGUUCAUCUCCGGAAUUUGAACGCAUUGAGAAUUCUUUAGACGGGGAAGAGAAACAUGAUAAGCCUAUUAAGGGAGACAAUGACUUAAACAACAAAACAACGUUUGAUGAGAAUUUAUUCCCAGGACAUGAAUCCAUUGAGAAUUUUUCUUUAAACGAGGAAGAAAAAUUAGAUAAUCUGGUUGAGGGAUACGAUGACACAAACAACAAAGAGGAAGAGAAAAACGAAGAUGGUAUUCUUGAAAAUAUAAAUGAGGUCAGUGAAGAAGUAAAAGAUGAUAGUGCCUCAAAUGAAUCAGAAACAAAGCCUAACGAUGGGGAAGAGAAUGUUAUGGCUGCCAUGGUAUCACAAACUAAACAAACUUAAGUUUAAAUUUACUCUUAAUUUCUCCUCUAUUUAUAAUGUAAUUAAGAUUCUAAAUAAACAUGGUGUUCCACUUAAUAUUGGUAUUCAAUAGUGUAACUAUUUUCUUAUCAUGAUAGAGUUUGUAUACAUUAUUUUUAAUACAUAUUAUCAAUAAGAAAAAUAUGUUGACUGGAAAAAAAAGUAUUUUCUUUGGUAGGAAAAGUGAGUUGAUAUUACAAAAUAAUUAUUUAAGACAGAACCUAGUAUGCAUUAGCAUGUCGAUCAAUAAAAUUGUGAAAGUAGAUGAUUAUUUAAGUUAUGUGUAAAUAUUUUCUUUGAAUCUUGUUUUUAUAUUAUACUAUGUAUUAAUUAUUUUAUA